ACAAAUUGGUGGCGGAGAAUUAUUAUAUGAAAAAAUUGAUCAUGGAAUACGAAAUGCUAAAGUUUUAAUCUGUUGUUUAACACCAAUGUAUCUUGUUUCGAAUAUGUGUCAACGUGAAUUAAUCUUAGCUGAUAUGCUUAAAAAACCUAUUGUACCAGUUAUGUUUGAAUCAACACCAUGGCCACCAAUUGGUGCUGCAAGUUUAAUUCUUUCACAAUUAACUUAUGUAGAUUUAAAAGGUGCCGGUGGACAUGGUGGUAGUGGUAAAGCAAUUGAUUUACAAGCACGAUACAAUGAGAUAGCAUCGGUUGUCGCACGUCAUACAACAUCAUCAUCACCAAGUACAUUUCAUCGAUUAGUACAUUCCUCGUCACUUGAUCAACGUGGUACAAAUCAUCCAUCAUCAACUUGUGCUGUUUUAACAACGGCUCGACACGCAAAACAAGCACGAAAUAAUCGUCGUCAAAAUGUUGAUUCACUUAAUUCACAUGAAAGUUCUAAUAGUAGUAUGAGUGAAGAUGAUUAUGAUUAUGAUGAUAAUGACAUAGAUGGUAGUGAUCAUCAUGUAAGACCUAUUGAACCUGUUUUAACAGUUGCUAAUGUUGGUCCAACUGUUGGUACAUCUUUAAAUCAACCAUUUCAAAUACGUAGUUCCGUUCAUUUGGAACAUCGUCUUGGUCCAAUAACAAAUUAUCAUCAGCAACCAAAUGUUGAUAAUAGUAUUGCUAGUUGUAGCAUCUGUAGCAUUCUGUGA
Rotaria sordida is the source of this 754-nucleotide messenger RNA. The record is from the annotation of a GenBank genome assembly. Lineage: Eukaryota; Metazoa; Rotifera; Eurotatoria; Philodinida; Philodinidae.